GACUUAUACGAGCGACGUGACAUUACGGGGAAAGUCUCGGUAAUCAGACGACGUUUAUAAAUAUGGAAGUUUGAGCGGGGAACCUUUCGACGAUUCGCUGGGGAGUAGGUCGAAGGUGACAGACAACCGGGUGUACGCAGUGGCUUCGCAAACCGCACAAUAUCUUCCGCCUUGCUCGCAAUACCUCGGUGUUGGCGUUUUAGGUAGCCGAUCACGUUUUAAAAGUGCAUAGAUCACCGACAAAAGACUCUAGUGUGAUCUCUAACGGUAUUUAAAUAACCAACACCAGCCAUGGGGAACAUGUUUGCAACAUUAUUUAAGGGCCUCUUUGGCAAAAAAGAAAUGAGGAUUUUGAUGGUGGGUCUUGAUGCAGCGGGUAAAACCACAAUUCUGUACAAAUUAAAAUUAGGGGAAAUUGUUACUACAAUUCCUACUAUAGGUUUCAAUGUAGAAACAGUCGAAUACAAGAAUAUAAGUUUUACUGUAUGGGAUGUGGGUGGCCAAGACAAAAUCAGACCUCUCUGGCGACAUUACUUCCAGAAUACACAAGGGCUGAUAUUCGUUGUUGACAGUAAUGACAGGGAACGUAUCGGUGAAGCGCGCGAAGAAUUGAUGAGAAUGUUAGCAGAAGAUGAACUUAGAGAUGCAGUACUCCUUAUAUUUGCUAACAAACAAGAUCUGCCAAAUGCAAUGAAUGCAGCAGAAAUUACUGACAAGUUGGGCCUGCACUCUCUUCGUAAUCGUAACUGGUACAUUCAAGCAACGUGUGCCACAAGUGGAGAUGGACUUUACGAGGGUCUCGAUUGGCUCUCCAAUCAGCUCAAAAAUGCCAAUCGCUAAUUGGAACAUCGUUCCGUCAACAUUCAGUUGCUAUAUUAACAUCAUAAACAUCAGCUGCACACCUGUCCCCCCCAUGAAUGAGUAAUAAUGUUAAAGAGGUAAUACUAAGUGCAAACUGCAAGAUCUCUUGGAUCUAAAGUGGAGGGUGGAAAGAUUAUCGAAAGUUGUCAAUGUGCCAGGAAGUUUUUGGGGGGAGGGGAGUGGGGAAACGGCCGGAAGCACACAUUCGAACGGCCACACAGGACUAUUGCCUUGUGCAACUUAUUAUUAUAAUUAUUAUUAUAUUAGCAUUAUAGUUACACUUUUUACACAGAGAUACCACGAGAAAAGUGGAAAACUUGGAAGUAAUUGUAUUAAAGUACCUAACUCUGAAACAUACAAUACACAUUCGUUAAUUAAUAAUUUGAAUAUCUUUGAAAAAAAAUUUAAGAACGAAAAAGUGAAGUACCCACGGUGUUGUCAGUUUGAACGCGUUGGACAUACUGAUUAUCAUAAUGUAGCUGCAUAUUGUACAUUACAUUAUAUAAAUAUGAUGAUAAAAAUGUGAUCAAUAGAUGAGAGAAUGUUGCUCUGUCCAUUACAUUACAAAUGUCACAUUGGCCCAUCAGUUGACAUGACAAAUGCAGUGAGUGGUAACUGACGGUGCAAUGACUUACUGUUUCUAGUUACAAAAGUUUGUUUCUAUUUUUUUAAGUUUUCAGUGGUAUACGUCGAAAAAAAUGCAAAACGAAACUAUACAAAAUGGUUGUCUUACUGCUUGGCUAUUGGCAGGUGCAGAACUGCACCCUCCUUCACCUGUUCGCAAUAAGACUAACAGUUAGCCAACCAUGUAUAUCUCAGUGUAAAAGAGAUAUCAUUUAUUUAUUGCACCUUGAUAAGGUAAAAUUAGAUUAUUGUCAACAUUCCGAAAUUAUGCAUCGAUCGUGGCGGGAAAUGGAGAUGAAUCAUUUUUAAAGACGUGAAGAAAGUGAGAGAAAGAUGCUUAAAAAAGUGAAGUUAAAAAAGAAAAACUAGGAAAGAACCUCUCGCUGCAAUGAGAGAUAGGCCUCGCAAUUUUUAAGCCAGCAAUUUAAACUGGCAUGGCAAUUUACCAGAUGAAGCCAUUUUCGCAAGCCCUUCAAUCUCCUAAUGUUUUCCUGUCCUCGAAAUACAUUGUUUUUACAAAAUAAUCUUCCCCUAACUGAUCAAAUCGCCUUUUCGUCAUAUGCGAAGAUUCGUAUAAUUAUAUAUGAAUGUUUAAACAAUUUGUGAAAUAUACUGUAAUUGUGCUUUAUGUAGUCUAUGUGUUAUUUGCCGUUAAAAUAGUUUGUUUUUGUUCUGGCUGAUUAUAAAUAGGAUAUAUAGAGCCCUCGGUUUGGGGUGCAUGCAUAUUGUGCAGAGAAUGAUCAGGAUAAAGGGAUUCUGCACUGAUGCGAAAACAAUAAUUUAGAAAUAUAUAUAUAUAUAUAUACACACGCGAAUACAUACAAACCAUAUAUAUAAAUAUAUUCAUAUACAUGCAUAUGUAUACAGAUGUAUAUACACAUACAUACAUAUACAUAUAUGUUAUAAACAGAUGAAGCAAAUGCACCUCUAUCCUCGUGGCUUUGCGAUCAGCCUGCACGCAUCCCUCAUUCAGACGAUGGUACUUCAGUUACGAGCACGAUUACUUUUUUUUCGUUACUAAAGACUGCGCACUGCCCAUACCGCAUGUUUCAUUUUAGUCUAUUAAGUUUCCCCUAUUUUUUAUUGAUCUAAUCUAUGAUUUAAUUACGGAUAAAUUACGAAUUAUAAAUUUGUAUUGUUCGGAGAAACGACAAAAAAAAAAUGAGACGUUUACGGUACAGUUUUAUUCGUAGAUUGUGUGUGAAAGAUAUUUUCUUUCGAUUUUUAAUAACGUGUGUGUGUGUGUGUGUGUUUAACGACUAAAGAUAAUUAUGGAUUUUAACGAGGAUAUUAUUUCCGCAGCUCUGUCAGAACAAAAAUAAAGAACGUAAUAUUUAAGGUG
Messenger RNA from Hylaeus volcanicus, 2827 nucleotides. It is a transcript of the gene Arf79F, whose product is annotated as ADP-ribosylation factor 1. Gene Ontology annotation, cellular component: plasma membrane; cytoplasm. Lineage: Eukaryota; Metazoa; Arthropoda; Insecta; Hymenoptera; Colletidae. The coding region runs from base 292 to 840 and encodes 182 amino acids. Gene Ontology annotation, molecular function: GTPase activity; GTP binding. The transcript is spliced from 5 exons. The record is from RefSeq and is a predicted model, not a curated record. Gene Ontology annotation, biological process: vesicle-mediated transport; intracellular protein transport.